UAUAGAAUUUUAGGGUUCUAAGGAUCGAGGCUAUGGCGCUGCUGAGCCGCCUUCCACCUCCGAAGAGCGCCGUGGAGCAGCAGCGCGUGGACGACGUCGCCUCCCAAUCGUGGUACCAGAGCCGUCUCGAGGUAAUCAGGCCGCAGGCAGUGAGCAAGCACAAGGAGCCGCCGCCCUAUGGCAAGCGCUCUGGCUUCGUGCCGAAGAGGGUUGAGGAUUUCGGCGAUGGCGGCGCCUUCCCGGAGAUCCAUCUCGCCCAGUUCCCGCUGGAGAUGGGCAAGAAGCACGACAAGCACAACAAUUCGGUGCUGCCCACGACCGUGGACGCGCAGGGGAACGUGAGGUAUGACGCGGUGGUGAAGCAGGGCGAGAAUUCUUCCAAGAUCGUCUACACCCAGCACAGGGAUCUUGUCCCCAAGCUCCCCAGCGAGGUUCCCUCGGCCAAGCCGGGCGAGGAUGAGAUCAAGGAGACAACCGAGAGGACGAAGAUGGCGCUGGAGAAGAUCGUCCACGAGAGGCUGGCGGCCGCGCAGCCCAAGAACGUUCCAUCGGCGAGCUCCGGGCCGUCUUACAUCAAGUACACUCCCUCGCAGCUCUCGUCCGCGUUUAACUCUGGAGCUAAGGAGAGGACUAUCAAGAUGGUGGAGAUGCCCGUGGAUCCACUCGAGCCGCCAAAGUUCAAGCACAAGAGAGUUCCAAAGCCGUCGGGGUCGCCGCCGGUGCCGGUGAUGCACUCGCCACCCCGGCCUGUGACGGUGAAGGACCAGCAGGACUGGAAGAUCCCGCCGUGCAUCUCCAACUGGAAGAACCCGAAAGGAUACACCAUCCCGCUCGACAAGCGCCUGGCCGCCGAUGGCCGCGGCCUCCAGGAGGUCCAGAUCAACGACAACUUCGCGAAGCUGUCUGAGGCGCUCUACGUCGCGGAGCAGAAGGCCCGCGAGGCGGUCACGAUGCGGUCCAAGAUCCAGCGCGAGAUCACGCUCAAGGAGAAGGAGAAGAAGGAGCAGGAGCUGCGAGCCCUGGCGCAGAAGUCGCGGAUGGAGAGAGCAGGGGUGGUGGCGCCGGACAGGGGCGGGGGCCGAGCAGUAGCAGUGGAGGAGGAGCGAGAGGAGCGAGAAGAGCGAGAGGAGGACCGGGAGGACCGGGAGGAGAGAGCGGAGCGGCAGAAGAGGGAGGCGAUCCGGAUGGACAGAAAGCGCGAGCGCGAGAGAGAGCGGCGGCUCGAGGCCAAGGAUGCGGCCGGGGGGAAGAAGAGCAAGCUCACCAGGGACAGGGACAGGGAUAUCACCGAGAAGGUUGCUCUCGGCAUGGCCAACGUUAAGUCGAGCGGUGGCGAGCAGGUUCUCUACGACCAGCGGCUCUUCAACCAGGAGCAAGGCAUGGACUCUGGAUUCGCGGCCGACGACACUUACAGCGUCUACACAACCGGGCUGUUCACGAGCCACCCGAGCAUCGGUGGUCUUCACAGGCCCAAGAAGGACGCGGACUCGGAGAUGUAUGGAGGCGAGGAGGACCUGGAGAAGCUCAAGACGGACCGGUUCCGGCCGGACAAGGGAUUCGCCGGGGCGACCGAGCAGCGCGCUCCCAGGGAGAAGCCGGUGGAGUUUGAGAAGGACGAGAAGGACCAGGAUCCAUUCGGGCUCAACUCGUAUCUCAGCGAAGUGAAGCGCGGGAAGAAGCCGAGUGAUCGUAGCGGAGGAGGAACCAUGAAAGCCAGCGGUGGAUCCGGGACUCGAGAGAGCUACGAGGGGGGAUCCAGCAGGAGCCGUGUAGAUUUCCAGCGAGGAAAGUGAGAAUAGAUCAAAGAACUUAGCGAGUUCUCUAUGUAAGUUUCUAUCUAUUUUACAAUGGAUUGGUGCCACCUUGUUCUA
This is a messenger RNA of Selaginella moellendorffii, 1871 nucleotides long. Its product is annotated as SNW/SKI-interacting protein A. The transcript has a single exon. Gene Ontology annotation, biological process: mRNA splicing, via spliceosome. Gene Ontology annotation, cellular component: spliceosomal complex. Lineage: Eukaryota; Viridiplantae; Streptophyta; Lycopodiopsida; Selaginellales; Selaginellaceae. The record is from RefSeq and is a predicted model, not a curated record. The coding region runs from base 33 to 1793 and encodes 586 amino acids.